Messenger RNA from Orbilia oligospora ATCC 24927, 1815 nucleotides. RefSeq lists its product as uncharacterized. Gene Ontology annotation, molecular function: L-amino-acid oxidase activity; polyamine oxidase activity. Bases 1 to 1815 code for a protein of 604 amino acids. The record is from RefSeq and is a predicted model, not a curated record. Gene Ontology annotation, biological process: amino acid catabolic process. NCBI's taxonomy places the organism in Eukaryota, Fungi, Ascomycota, Orbiliomycetes, Orbiliales, Orbiliaceae. The transcript has a single exon.
AUGAAUACCUUUGGCCUUCAUCCUAUCAAAGGGCGCUAUGCCCAACAGGUGGUCCGCGAGAAGAUCGCAGCCGAAAUCGAGAUUCUUCGACAGAUGCCUGGGAACCCAUUUUCCGGCCUUCCCCAAUGUAGUCCUGACGACUUACCGCGCGACCAAAACUACAAAGACGGCAAGCUUGUUGAGGAAGUCAGUGAUCAAACUGCACCUCAACUACCGCCCCGCAAGGUGUGCAUCGUCGGAGCUGGUGUUGCAGGUCUCUAUAUUGCAAUGAUCCUCGAUGAUCUAAAAAUCCCUAAUCUCACAUAUGAGAUUUUGGAGGCCAAUUCUAGGGUCGGCGGCCGCGCCUACACUCAUCACUUCAGCGACAAAUUACAUGAUUAUUAUGAUAUCGGCGCGAUGCGGUUUCCUGAUAUGAAAACAAUGAACCGCACCUUUAAGUUGAUCAAACGCACCAAGACACCGACACUUCCUUAUUAUCUCAAAGGUUCUAACACUCCCAAACUUUUCAACGGCCGUUUCUUUACACCGGGGCCUGACCCCCACCAUGUUGGUGUUAAGAAUGGCGGCGAGGUUGCCGACAGUGUCGUCGAUAAAGUUGAUGACAUUCUCGAGAAAGCUUUCGGUCCAUACAAGGCGGCAUUGACAGAAAACUUCAAAAAAGGGUUCGAGAAACUCAGGAAGGUCGAUCACUUCAGCACCCGAGAGUUUCUGGAGAAAGGUGGACCGAAAGGUGACGAUGAACAAAAGUACGACGCUCCUUCUAUUAAAUGGAUGGAAACCCAAACCUCAUCGACCGGUCUCUUUGACCAAGCCUUCUCUGAGAGUGUUAUCGACUCUUUCGACUUCGACGAAAAAGCCAAGUGGUUCUGCAUCGAUGGAGGCACCUCGGUCCUCACUGAUGCUAUGCGGAAGGGGCUGAGCACAGAGGUCCAGACGAAUACAAAAGUGGAAGCUAUUUCUAUUGACCACAGCUUAAAGAAAGACGGUAACAUGUCCGUGAAGUGUGCCGGUGAAAGUAACUGGCGCACGGGCUACAGUACUGUCUUCAAUACAACGACUCUAGGGUGUUUGGAUCGCAUGGACUUAAGUGGCCUCGACCUUCACCCAACCCAACUAAAAGCAAUUCACACUCUACACUAUGACGACUCGGCUAAAGUAGCGCUCAAAUUCAAGUACCCUUGGUGGGUCAAAGAUUGUGGCAUCACAGAAGGUGGCGUUGCUAAGACCGAUCUGCCUCUACGCACCUGCGUAUACCCGUCCUACAAUAUUGAUACUCCUCUUGAUGAGCCUGCCGUGCUACUGGCUUCUUAUACCUGGGCGAAAGAUGCUGAAAAAAUGGGCGAAUAUAUUAAACCAACAUCGCCCAAGGGUGAAGAAGAACUCGUCAAAUUGAUUUUACGAGACCUAGCCAUAUUGCAUUCCGAGCACAUAACCUACGAACGUAUCGAAGAAGCUCUAAUAACACACCACGCAUACGCGUGGUCCCAUGAUCCAUUCAUGACCGCUGCCUUCGCUUUAUUCGGGCCAGGUCAAUUCGUCGAACUGUACCCAUACCUCUCACGGCCGGCUGCCGAUAGUAAAUUCCAUAUUGUGGGCGAAGCGUCAAGUGUACACCAUGCUUGGAUUGUUGGGGCCCUUGAUAGUGCAUUGUCGGCUGUGUACCUAUUCCUAUACCGCUAUAGACUGUGGCGUUAUGUUGCCAGAUUGUUCACUAACUGGGGUCUGGUAGGAGACCUAGAGUUAGGAGAAUCUGGAACUGCGCAUCUGAAGGUUGCGCUGGGCCGGUUGUCUAAGGAGUUUCAGGUCAAAGUCUAA